Molecule: messenger RNA, 1566 nt
Organism: Brassica oleracea var. oleracea
Lineage: Eukaryota; Viridiplantae; Streptophyta; Magnoliopsida; Brassicales; Brassicaceae
Exons: 1
Coding region: 312-1355 (347 amino acids)
Source: RefSeq, a predicted model, not a curated record
ACAAAAUAAAAAAGAGAGAGAGAAAGAAAGGUCGAUAGAUAGGAGAGAGGACACGAAGAAGUCAGUAUACCCACGUGCACCUGGGAACUCGACCCCUCUCUUCUCUCCAGUCUCUACUCAACCCUACUUCUUCUUCUCCUCCUCCAUUUUCAUUCCCAAGCAAUCUCUCUCUCUCAAAAGAAGAGAUAUAAAAAUAAACCUGGAAGCUGAUUCCUUCUCCUUCAUUUACAUACACAGAAACAGAGAAACAUCAUCCACUAAAAACAGAGAGAAACCAAAGAGAAGUUGAAGAAGUAAAGGUUUGGUUACCAAUGGUGGAAGCAAAGGAUCAAGACAUGAGCGAUGGGAUGCAAUGCACAAACCAUCCCUUCACAAAGAACCCAGGUGGGAUCUGUCCUCUCUGUCUCCAAGAAAAGCUCGGAAAGCUCGUCACUUCCUCUUUCCCUCUCCCCAAACACCUCUCCUCCUCUUCUUCCACUUCCUCUCCUUCCUUCAGAUCUGACUCCGUACGUAGCUCCACCACCACCGCCGCCUCUCUCUCCCUUUCCGCCGGUAAUGUCACUGACAACAACAACAAGCUUCCGUUUUUGCUGGCGAACAAGAAGAAGAAGAUGGCGAAUAUCGUCUUCAAGAGAAGCCACUCAACGGCGGCGGCGGCGUACGGUGGUUCCGAUCUCACCCCGAGAAAGCGGAACGGGUUUUGGUCUUUUCUACAUCUCCACUCGUACAAACACCUCAGCAGCGGCAAGAAAGUCGGAAGCUUUCGGUCAAAACAUACCGAAAACACUUUGUCGGAAACAGAGACAACGACGACGGAGAGAGUGAACGGAGGUGGAAGUAGUAAGAGAAGCGGCGUUGAUGUGGUUACAGCGACAGUGACACAGAGCGAGAGGAGAGUGUCGAGAUCCAGAUCUGUCGGGUGCGGAAGCAGAAGCUUCUCUGGGGAGUUCUUUGAGAGGAUCACUCAUGGGUUUGGAGAUUGUACUUUGAGAAGAGUUGAGUCACAGAGAGAAGGUAACAACAACAACAACAAAGCUAAAGUUAAUAGUAGUAAUGUUGGUGUGAGGGAGAUUGUGAGAUGUGGUGGGAUCUUUGGUGGGUUUAUGAUAAUGACUCCAUCGUCAUCUUCCUCGUCAUCAUCAUCAUGGGUAUCAUCAUCGUCAUCAGCUGAACAACAACAUCAUCAAGGUCAUGGUGGAAGGAACAGGAGCUGGGGAUGGGCAUUUGCAAGUCCAAUGAGAGCUUUCAGUUAUUCUUCCUCUGGUAAAAGAGGCCGUACCAUUUCAGAUUCUACAAGCAAGAACACAACUCCAAACUUUGAUGCGAUUCCUUCAUUGUUAACCGUCAGAAGCUGAAUUAAAAAGAUUUGCAAUAAGUGUCUUUAUCUUAAACAAUAAAAAUAAUUAAAGCUAGUUUCAUCAUUUUAGGUGUUCUUGAACGUUGGUUGCUGAUCUUUUUCAUUAUCCUAAUAGUAUUGCAAUGUUACACUAUACUCUACUAUGUUAAUUAUCAUGUGUUGUCUAAUAAGGAGAGAGGAGCUUAGGAUACUUGGGCUAUUUUCUUCUG